AUGUACGAGGGGCUGGCAAUGCAGUGUGCGGAUGGAUACUCGGGCAGCCUNUGCGAGACGCAGGACACGACUCGGGCUCCCACGACCACCCGCGCCCCUACCACCACCACCACCACCACCACCACUACCCGGGCUCCCACCACCACCCCUAACCCCUGCGACUCGCACACUUGCAAAAACGGCGGUACCUGCCGCAUUUCCAACGGUCGUGCGUACUGUGACUGCAAGGAUGGCUACUCCGGGUCCCAGUGCGAGACUCGUAUCACCACCACACCCACCCCAACCACCAAAUGGGAUCCGUGCAACUCGGUCGACUGCAAGAAUGGCGGAACCUGCGACACUUGGCUCGGCUGGGCCUACUGCAAGUGUGCGGAUGGAUACUCGGGCAGCCUUUGCGAGACGCAGGACACUACUCGGGCUCCCGCCACCACUCGUGCCCCUACCACCACCACUACAACAGUCGACUCAGACAUUUGCCGAACAGGAUCAUACAAGGACAACUUCAGCUCAGGUGGCUAUUCUGGCAAUGAUGGCUCGCUUCACUUUGCGACAUCGUGGCAAGAGUAUGACGUCAAGGGCCACGGCUCAGCUGGCGGUUAUGCCUUGGUUUAUAACGGAGAUCUUUAUCUUCACGGUCAAAGCGAUGGAUCGGGCGAUACCUAUGCUUAUCGUCUGGCAAAUCUGCGAAACGUGCGGUCAGCUCAGCUUGCAGUCACCUUUCACUUCGUUGGCGAUGUGGAGGACGAUGACAAAGGGUUUAUCGCUGUCAGCCCCGAUCACGGUAACACGGUCCAGUACCUCGACUUUAUUCGGGCUGCGGAUUGCAGGGGCAAUACUCUGACUCGUACGUAUGACAUUUCAUCUUAUACCUCGGCAGAGUUUGUCGUCGCUUUUGGUGUCAAACAACAGAUGAAGGGCGACAGCGAGUACUUUGUGAUUGACGCGAUGGAGAUUGUGAUUGAGGCAUGCGACUCUGUCGUCACCACGACUUCGACCGCUCGCCCAACUACCACCACGACAACGACGACGACCGCUCGCCCAACCACCAAGCCUGCCGAUACCUGCCUGCGAGAGGUGGCUUGUGAAGCUGCACCCAAAGAGGCCUGCGAUCAGGAGUCGGCCCAAAUGGCCCUUGACUGUGGUCCCGGACUUGUCAUUCAGGUGGCUGGUGCUUUCUAUGGUCGGAUGGACACGACCACCUGCGAGGAUCCUCUGCACCGCGCCAACAGCAUGGUCUAUGACCAAUGUUUUCUUGAUAUCGAAGCAUAUGUGGAGCGUCAGUGCCAAGGCCAAGAAUCAUGCGCUUUGACAGCGUGCAAUGCUUUUGUUGGCCAGGACCCCUGUGUCGACACGUACAAAUACCUGCAGGUGGACUAUCGAUGCGUAGCACCACGUGAAGUGGAAAGUGAAGAACCCCACUGCAACGAACCAGUGCAGCCAACCACGACCACGACCACUACUGCUCGCCCCACGACCACGACCACCACGACAGCGCGUCCCACCACCACGACCACGACCACUGCUCGCCCCACCACCACAACCACCACGACGGCGCGUCCCACCACAACAACUUCAGCACAACAAUGCCCUGACCUGCCCUUUGAACUGACCAAUAAUGGGCUUGGUUUUACCAAUGGAGAUGUCUUCCAAGACGGAGAUACAGUCAACAUUCAGCUUGCUGAUGGCUCUGGCGCCAGCAUCCAUUUUGAAGGAAAAUGCCAGAACCGGGACACAUAUGAAUGUGCCGGGAAACGCCACGAAAUUGCCCAGUACAUUGGCGAGAGCUUUGUGCCGUGCACAUCAUCCAGCACCACGUCCUCAUCACGUGCCAGUUCAACUACGACAUCGGCAGCGCCUACUCGACCGGCGACACAGUCGACCACAACGAAUGCACCACAAACCACACGCCGCGACACCACAACGCCUUCUCGCGGCAGUGGAACCACACCUAGCGCGUACACCACGACGCCGGCGCCAGACUUUUACUAUGUUGAGGUCCGGUUCCCUGAUAUGAGCUUUUUUCUGAUCAUUGGGGACGCCGAAUCUUCUCGCGCCGGCCAGUUUGCUGCGUCAUUGUUUGAUCAGCUCGUGUCCAGCAGCUCAGCAGUGGUUGAUGCCAAGGACAUCCGAGAGAUUUCCUUGUCAGGCACAACAUAUAUUCGGGCCACGAUCGCAGUCACCACUGAGCGUGCUGCUGCUGCCAUUACUGCUCUGGUUGACAACGGCCUGUGCGUAACGAUGAACGAGCGUGCGUAUUGUACAGACGGUUCGAUCAUUGAUCUGACCCCUCGUAACGAUGACACGACAACGUCAACGACUGCAGCGCCAACCCGCAAUGGAGGAAGCAGUGAGCACGAUGGCUCAAACGGCAACAGCAUGGGUGGCGACGAAACCAUUGUGGAUUCAGGUGACUCUUCUCAGUCAGACCAAGGCAUGACGACGGGCGCCAUCGCUGGCGUGGCUGUGCUCGCCGUUCUAGUUGCCGUGGUUAUUGUUCUCGUGGCCGUGCGUGUGAGCCGCAAACCCAAGUCGCGCCGCCCUAGUCGCGCGAUGGAGCAGAUGUUUGAAGAUGACAGCAUCUACACAGGUUCCUCCACCUCCAUGGAUCGCUACCUGGACGCCAUGGACAAGCACAGCGGUGCCGCCGUACCUACGACAGGCUCGCUGAUGAGCGGUCCUGACUACGAGACAGCCAUGGCCCAGCGAACGGCGGCAACUGCCUUGGCAUCGGCAGACGCGGAUGGCUACAGCUAUGCCAUGAAUGAAGAUGGCACGUAUUCGCAGGCCAACGCUUUCUCCACGUAUAGCUUUGCGGAUCGUAGCAACGGUGGGUAUGACGUGGCCACGCAAGAUGAUGGCUACUACUUUGCCAUGUCGGACCACGGUGACGAGGGUGGCUAUGAUUCGCGCACAGUGCCAUCCGAGUUGGUAAAUCACGAUUACGACAGUGCCUCUGCUGUUUCCACCUUGGAGCCCGAGUACGAACGCAUGGAUCGUGCGGCCACAUUUAAUGAGGAGCAACUUUACACUGUGAAUGUACCCAACACGAUUCCGCCCACACCACCACCACUCCCCGUCCGACCCGCCAUGGUGCCACCAGCCUCGCGUGGAGGCGAUUUUGAAUUGGAACUGGCCCAACUCGCCACAGGCAUGGAAUCCACGGCCCAUCACGGCGGUUUGCGCCUUCGUACACCUUCCCCUAAGCUCGCUCGCCGAUAG
Monosiga brevicollis MX1 is the source of this 3219-nucleotide messenger RNA. RefSeq lists its product as uncharacterized. Lineage: Eukaryota; Choanoflagellata; Craspedida; Salpingoecidae. The transcript is spliced from 3 exons. The record is from RefSeq and is a predicted model, not a curated record. The coding region runs from base 1 to 3219 and encodes 1072 amino acids. Gene Ontology annotation, molecular function: calcium ion binding; carbohydrate binding.